CAAUUUUGAUCAUAUUAACUAGACCCUCCAAUGGAAGAGGAAGGGACUGACUGUGGGUCAACUUCAGCUCAUCUAAGAGGAAGUUCUUAGCAAACAUGACUUGGUUAUGAAGAACCCCCAGGUAUCUGAGACCUUCUAUGACCUAUGACCUAUGAAGGAAAGAGAGACUGGAGGAGUUCUUCAGCAAAGUGAUUAAUGGAAAAAAAGUUUGCUGUUAUGAAAGUUUAAUUUAUAUCCUGUGAAAUAUCCAAGCUGAUUUAGGAGAUUAAGAACAGCAGAAGAGAAAACGUGAGGUUGGAUAAUGUACAAGAGGAGGGUCUUCUGUAAGUGAGCGCUUAUGACCAACACCAAGCCGGGUGACGGCUUUGAAACGCUCUCCAUCGCGAUGCCAAACUGCCAGGGGCUCAAUGGAAAGGGCGGAUAAAAGAGGAGAAAGUAGGCAGCCUCGGCUGGAAAGGGGCACGAUGAAUGCUACCGCUGGGUAUUCCUGCAUGAAAAAGCCUACCAGCUACAGGACACAGCCAUCGAGUCCUCAGUUACGACGAAGGUGAAAGGCAAUGGCAUUUAUGAUGACAAAGUCAUGGACAUAACGGAUUUAAUUUCACCCCCAGAGGGCACGUCUGUGUUCUGCAUCACCACGAGACUCAUCACCACAAAACACCAGUUUCGAGGUUCCUGUCCACAUAGAAAGUAUAGCUGCAACAAGACAGAAGACUGCAAGAAAUACAUGAGUCAAUCAGAUAAUGGCAUAAUAACCGGCAGGUGUGUGGAAUGUAACUCCUCCCAUUUCUGCUGUGAGGUGAGAGGCUGGUGUCCCACCGAAGUUUCUGCCAUGGACACGAGUCCCAUAACGGAGGUGGAGAACUUCACCAUCUUCAUCAAAAAUAGCAUCCGUUUUCCCACCUUCGACUUCAGCAAGGGUAAUUUUUUGACAAACAUCACUGCGAAACACAUACAGACAUGUAAAUUUGACAUGCAAGACAACAUCUACUGCCCAAUUUUUAAGGUGAGGGACGUCCUCCAUUACGCCAAUCAGAACUUCUCGGCGAUCGCCCAGGAUGGUGGCGUGAUUGGGAUAAAGAUUGGUUGGCUGUGUGAUUUGGAUUGGUCAGAGGAGCACUGUAACCCCACCUACACCUUCAAUCGCCUUGAUGCGCUGUCACAACGAAACAACAUCUCCAAGGGCUACAACUUUAGGUAUGCCAAGUAUUACACAAAUGAGAAUGGAACGGAAUAUCGCACACUAUUCAAGGUCUUUGCCAUUAGAUUUGAUGUGCUGGUCUAUGGUCAGGCUGGGAAGUUUAAUUUGAUUCCAGCACUCAUCAAUUUUGUGGCAGCCUUUACCUCAGUUGGUCUGGGCACGGUUCUCUGUGACAUCAUUUUGCUGCACUUUCUGAAAGGAUCGGAUCAGUACAAAGCCAAGAAAUUUGAACAGGUGACAGCGAUUACGAACACGUCAUGCAUCGCCAAGACCAAUGAUGGGUAUCAAGGCAGUUGCCAACUGCUUUCAGUUAAGCAUAAAGAAAGGGGAGAUGUCAUUGAAUUUCGCAGUGAGCAAGGCAGUCAAUUAACAAAGACUCUCAAGAAAUAAGAGAAGGUUUCAGGUCAUGUUUUUCUAGCACUGCAUCUUGCAAAUAAGUCAACUGUCCGUAAAUAUUUUGAUCAUUUUGGAAAGUUAAUGUAUCACUGUAACUUUGCAUGAUGGGAGCCAUAGUGUCUCUGCUAAACUACUAAAUUCAGACCCAUAAUGAUACUGUUUCAUACUGCAGGGAUGAGAGAUCUGUGAUAUUUUAUUUUUCUUUCUAUGAUUUAAUUUACAAUUUUUUAGUUUUCAUUAAAAUAUAAUUGUUGAGUAUGACUCUCAUGACUGAAACCAGGAUAAGUGGCUGGAAAAUGUGUGGAUGGAUGGAUGGAUGGAUGGAUGGAUGGAUGGAUGGAUAUUGGGUAGGAUGAAACUUCGUCUUAUUGUGUAUAAAGUAUACUGGGAAAUUUUUAAAUAAACUGUUUUCUUCUG
Messenger RNA from Brienomyrus brachyistius, 2014 nucleotides. Its product is annotated as P2X purinoceptor 3-like. Gene Ontology annotation, cellular component: nuclear inner membrane; plasma membrane. Lineage: Eukaryota; Metazoa; Chordata; Actinopteri; Osteoglossiformes; Mormyridae. Bases 581 to 1591 code for a protein of 336 amino acids. The transcript has 12 exons. Gene Ontology annotation, molecular function: extracellularly ATP-gated monoatomic cation channel activity; ATP binding; purinergic nucleotide receptor activity. The record is from RefSeq and is a predicted model, not a curated record. Gene Ontology annotation, biological process: monoatomic cation transmembrane transport; response to ATP.